UUUUGCGUUUCAGUUUUCAGUCUUUCAGUAUUCCAAAUCACAUCUCGACUAUUGAAUUCAAUUGAAUUGUAUUGAAUGAUGUAUAACAGUACGUAAAACUCAUCCUUAAUGUUAUAGAAAGUUCUUGAUUUGAUUACCGAGUCAUUAGAUAAUAAAGAAUGCUUUUGCACAUGAACAUUACAAUUCCUUCUCCGUUGCAUUAUGGUGGUAAUCGAAGAAUAGAUUUUAAUGUUCCAGUAACCAUUCUAAACGCAUGUAAAUGUUGCAAACAGUUACAAAGUAAUAUGCUCGAAACAUUCUCCGCCGUGUAACGUGUUGUGCAACAUGACACCAAUCACAGCUCGUGAUUUUGUGAUUUAAACUUACAACUUUUAAGGUGGCAAAUUGCUAUCACUUGUAAACAAUUGUCAGCCUGAUUACCCUUAAUUUGUGUGAAAACGUUGCGACAAAAAAUUAACUUUAUAAAGAUCGGUCAUGUUUCAUAAUUAUCAACUGUGAAUCAAUUCUUCUCAAAAUGGCAGAAAAUCUGGCGAAACGGCCUCCUAAAGGGAUUUUAAAAACAUCCAGCAGCUUCGAUAAUCCGGAUAUAUCUAGACCCAGCAAAGAAACAAAAUGGGACGAAAUGAAUAUAAUAGCGACAUUGCAUCCACCAGAAAAAGAUUAUGGUCAUAUGAAGAUCGAUGAACCAAAAACCCCAUACAACUACGAAGGCCUGAACAGUGAAUUUGAAUUUGAUCAAUUAGAUUCAACUGCUGUUGCUGCCAAAUUGGCAGGAAGCAGUAAACCAAAAAUAUUUGAGGAGUCAAGUGACGACGAAGAAGAAAAAGAAACUCCUGAGGAAAGAGAAAAACGAAAAGCAUUUGAAGCAAAGAGAAAACGCCAUUAUCGAGAGUGGCAAGUAGUUCAGAUGGCUCGAAAACAGUUACUCGAACAAGACGAAGAAGAUGAAGAUGAAAAUGACACAAAAGACAACGAAGACGAUGAAGACGAAGAGGAUAUAGAAAAAGACGACAAUAGUUCUUUUACCUCUCAAGAACAAAUUAACUUCGAUGUUAGAUUCAAGUGCAUGCCGUCCUGUGAUAAGACAGAACAGAAGUGAUAUGACUAAAGACUUUGACAAACAAUAUGAAUUACUAAAAAUUGAGAGUUCAUUUAUCUAACAUUUUUCAGUUCAUGGUAAAUCUUCGCUGAUGUCCGCAGAGAAUAGACGAAUUAAAUCAUUGAUUACUUUAAUAAGAAUGUCCAUAUUAGAUUAGUUAAACAAUUAAGUCAAUAAAUUUUUGUAACUGACUGGUUUACCAAUUUCCAACAGUUGACUUAUUACUUAGUCUGUGUAAUUAAUUACACAACGAAUUUAAUGUCAAUGUAUAGAUAAUUAAUUGCUUAAUUAAUUACAAACAUAAAUAAAUAAUUAAUAAUUAAGCAAGCAUUCGAUUUAAUUCUUCAUUAUCAAUAUUGUAACUGAUUAACAAAUUCGGAAUGGUGGUACUUAGUCUACAGAAAAUAAAACUUUGACGCAUAGUUUAAAAAAAAUAGGACUGUAGAUUUAUUUAUUCAUUAUGAUGACGUCACAGUACAUACUUCUGUGAUACUUUUUGGUACUUUGGCAUGCAGUAUAAAGAACUAAUUUAAUUAUUAAUUAUUUAAUUAAUGUUUAAGUAGCAGUUAUUAGUGACUAGUACUUCGAUAAGUAGGUUAUUAUUUAUUUUGAUAUAAAUUAACUAAUACUUAAUUAACCAUAUGACAAUAUAAUUUUUUAAUUCA
This is a messenger RNA of Hylaeus volcanicus, 1764 nucleotides long. RefSeq names its product protein phosphatase inhibitor 2-like. Gene Ontology annotation, molecular function: protein phosphatase inhibitor activity. The coding region runs from base 515 to 1099 and encodes 194 amino acids. The record is from RefSeq and is a predicted model, not a curated record. NCBI's taxonomy places the organism in Eukaryota, Metazoa, Arthropoda, Insecta, Hymenoptera, Colletidae. The transcript is spliced from 4 exons. Gene Ontology annotation, biological process: regulation of signal transduction.